AUGAGAAGUGGCGAUGGCGGUCAUUACCACCGUAGUCAUAAACCCUCUCCCUCCAAUUUGAUUGUCCAGAAAUUCUAAUUUAGAGAGAUAAAGAAGGCUGCUUUUCUUUGAAACAAGUCCGAUACAAUCAAGGACGUCGUCGUCUUUGGGUGGUUGGGGACAAUGGAAGCUCAGGAGAAACCAGAAGAAACUGUAUCAGAACAUUCUCCGAAGCUAGCUGGGACUGUCAACUGGGGCACAGCAACUGUCGCUGGAGUAUUUGCAGGCAUGCUGUAUGGUGGUAGCAAAGAGGCAUCUGCUUCAGUCAGCAAGGAUGCUGAAGUAAUGCUGAAGCUUGGGAGCACACCAGACAAGCGGGAGCAAUAUUGUUUGAUGAGAGAUGCGAUGGAGAAAAGGUUCAUUCGGGUCACGCAAGGCUCAAUAGUUGGCGGAGUGCGUCUUGGCUUGUUCACUGCUACCUUUUAUGGUUUACAAAAUCUGCUAGCUGAAAAAAGAGGUGUGCUAGAUGUAUUCAAUAUUGCGGGAGCUGGGUCAGCCACUGCUGCGACAUUCGGGCUAUUAUUGCCAGGAUCAUUGCAAUGGCGUGGAAGAAAUAUGUUGCUGGGUUCAAUCCUUGGAGCAGCCAUUGGUUUCCCACUGGGGUGGGCUCACUUGAAGCUGGUGGAGAUGGCAAAUGAAGGGAAUCCGCCCCUGCAUCAAAGAGAACCACAGAGCGGUGUCGGUGCUGCUAUUGAGAGGCUCGAAGAAAAUUUGAACAAGUAGAACAGCUCCAUUGAGAGUUGAGAUUUCGUUAUGAAUUGGAAUAUGACUGGAUUUCGUGUUGCCUUUUUCCUUGUGUUGGUAGGCCUCAUAUACUGAGAAAUAACAGCACCUAGUAACAAGCAUGUUAUUGAGUUUUGAUAUCUGAAAAGGUGUUUUGACCCCUGAACAUUUUCUGUUAAUC
Messenger RNA from Argentina anserina (silverweed cinquefoil), 943 nucleotides. RefSeq lists its product as uncharacterized. NCBI's taxonomy places the organism in Eukaryota, Viridiplantae, Streptophyta, Magnoliopsida, Rosales, Rosaceae. Bases 163 to 762 code for a protein of 199 amino acids. Gene Ontology annotation, cellular component: mitochondrion. The record is from RefSeq and is a predicted model, not a curated record. The transcript has 5 exons.